Messenger RNA from Pyrus x bretschneideri (Chinese white pear), 1853 nucleotides. RefSeq names its product shaggy-related protein kinase alpha. Gene Ontology annotation, biological process: signal transduction; protein phosphorylation. The transcript has 13 exons. The record is from RefSeq and is a predicted model, not a curated record. Gene Ontology annotation, molecular function: ATP binding; protein serine/threonine kinase activity. Gene Ontology annotation, cellular component: cytoplasm. NCBI's taxonomy places the organism in Eukaryota, Viridiplantae, Streptophyta, Magnoliopsida, Rosales, Rosaceae. The coding region runs from base 157 to 1395 and encodes 412 amino acids.
CCCACCUCUCUCUGAUCACUGAUCAUGGAUCUACGCCUCUGAUUCCACCUCACGCCCUUCGUUUUCCAGAUGAUCCUCCCUUGAUCUUCGCCAGUUUCUGCUUCGUCGUAGGUUGAUGGUUGAUUUUACCAAGGCUAAACCAUAAGAGAACAGGGAAUGGCUUCAGUGGGUGUGGCGCCUACGUCAAGUAGGAGAGAACCCAGUGGUCACGUGGUUGGUGUGGAUAAGUUGCCAGAGGAGAUGAAUGACAUGAAAAUUAGGGAUGACAAAGAAAUGGAAUCCACAGUUGCAGUCGUUGAUGGUAACGGAACAGAGACAGGCCAUAUAAUCGUGACAACUAUUGGUGGUAGAAAUGGCCAGCCAAAACAGACAAUCAGUUACAUGGCUGAGCGUGUUGUCGGACACGGAUCAUUUGGAGUUGUGUUCCAAGCAAAGUGCUUAGAGACUGGUGAAACUGUGGCUAUUAAGAAGGUUCUGCAAGAUAAGAGGUACAAGAAUCGUGAGCUACAGACGAUGCGCCUUCUUGACCACCCAAAUGUUGUUUCUUUGAAACAUUGCUUCUUUUCAACGACGGAAAAGGAUGAACUUUAUCUUAACUUGGUGCUUGAGUAUGUUCCUGAAACGGUUCACCGUGUGAUUAAACACUACAACAAGUUGAACCAACGGAUGCCCCUUAUAUAUGUUAAACUCUACACAUACCAGAUCUUUAGGUCGUUAUCCUACAUUCACCGCUGCAUUGGAGUGUGUCAUCGGGACAUUAAACCUCAAAAUCUUCUGGUGAACCCACAUACCCACCAAGUAAAGUUGUGCGACUUUGGAAGUGCCAAAGUUUUGGUAAAAGGAGAGCCAAAUAUAUCUUAUAUCUGCUCUAGAUAUUAUAGAGCACCGGAACUUAUAUUUGGAGCAACUGAGUAUACUUCAGCUAUUGAUGUUUGGUCUGUUGGGUGUGUUCUUGCUGAGCUAUUGCUCGGUCAGCCUCUCUUUCCUGGUGAGAGUGGAGUUGACCAGCUUGUUGAGAUUAUCAAGGUUUUGGGCACUCCAACACGGGAGGAAAUCAAAUGCAUGAACCCUAACUAUACGGAGUUCAAAUUUCCUCAAAUCAAAGCUCACCCGUGGCACAAGAUAUUCCACAAGCGUAUGCCUCCAGAAGCUGUUGAUCUGGUUUCAAGACUGCUGCAAUACUCUCCUAACCUGCGGUGCACAGCUCUGGAUGCCUUGGUCCACUCCUUCUUUGAUGAUCUUCGUGACCCGAAUACCCGCCUGCCGAAUGGACGCUUCCUUCCGCCUUUGUUCAACUUUAAAUCACAUGAAUUAAAGGGAGUGCCUGCGGAAACUUUGAUGAAAUUGGUUCCAGAACACGCGCGAAAGCAAGUCCCGUUCUUGGCGUCCGAUUAGUUUGUGAAAUGUGAGUAACCCCAUGCGUGGUCCCAUAUUGAAGCUCUGUGUUCUCUUCUACCUGGCCUGCUAUUUGUGUCCAUCUUAUUUAAUUUACCUCAUUGUAUGACUUUGUUUUGUAAAAUUAGAUGUGUUCUAUUGAAUCUUGUCAUGUCCGAACCUCAAAGGGUAUUUAUGAGUACCGUACCUCUUCCCUGUAUCGCCGAAGAUUGUAGCUUCGCACAGAAGACGAACGCCAGCUUUUAUCAAAAUGUGUCUAUCUGUAUUCCUAGUAGACAGACCAAUGUACCAAUGUACCAAUGAUCUGUGAUUUCGUAUUUCCGUGUAAUCGAGGUUUGUUUGUGAGAUUUUAUUGAAGGGCCAAGUUCCCUGUCGUGGUAGGAAGUAGCAAAUCUCCCGUAGGUUAGUGUACAAGUGGAAACGUUUGAUUUCUAAUUGACGGGUUGUUUCAUGCGUGA